This is a messenger RNA of Lodderomyces orthopsilosis Co 90-125, 585 nucleotides long. Its product is annotated as peptide-methionine (R)-S-oxide reductase. Gene Ontology annotation, molecular function: peptide-methionine (R)-S-oxide reductase activity. Gene Ontology annotation, biological process: protein repair; response to oxidative stress. The transcript has a single exon. The coding region runs from base 1 to 585 and encodes 194 amino acids. NCBI's taxonomy places the organism in Eukaryota, Fungi, Ascomycota, Pichiomycetes, Serinales, Debaryomycetaceae. The record is from RefSeq and is a predicted model, not a curated record.
AUGGCAUCGAAAAUUUUCAUUUGCCUUCUUCUUUUUCUUCUGGUAACUUUCAUGCUUUGUCAACAAGCUGCUUCAGUAUUGAAACACAAAUCUAUUUCAUCAUCAAUAGCUGCUACAAGAAACUUAUCUUUUGCUACCAAGAGAAUUAACCACAGCAACACACAAAAGCAAAGUAUUAGAAAAAUGUCCAAGUCAGAUAACGAAUGGAGAGCAAUUCUCUCACCAGAGCAAUUCUACGUUUUGAGAGAGAAGGGAACUGAACCUCCAGGAUCAGGAAAGUACAACAAAACUCCAUCAUCAAGCAAGGGCGUUUAUGAAUGCGUCGCUUGCCACAAUCCACUCUACAAGGCUAGCACCAAAUUUGACUCAGGAUGUGGAUGGCCUGCUUUUUAUGAUGCCAUUCCAGGUGCACUUAACGUCCAUACCGACAAAAGUCACGGUAUGACGAGAAAUGAAAUCACAUGUGCCAAAUGUGGUGGCCACUUGGGACACGUUUUCAAAGGUGAGGGAUUCAACACCCCAACCGAUGAGAGACACUGUGUCAACAGUAUUUCACUUCACUUAAACCCAGACAAGACUCAGUAA